UGAUAAAAAAUGGCGUCCCGUGAAAAUUUUCACUUGAGUGCGUUAGGAGAUUAGCGGUUCCGUAUCGUUUGCAAUUGAUUUUUGUGUGAUUUGGUAAGUAACUUAAUAUAUUCAAUAUAGGACGAUUGGAGUUUUAUUUGUAGAAUUUGUAAUUAUGGGUCCCGCUAUUUGCAUACGUCGAAGAAAGUCAACCGGAGUCAUUGUUUGUAUCUCAUGUACCACCAUGCACUCCUGCUCUAGCAAGCAGUUUUCCAUUCGGAACACGACAACUGAUGCCAAUAUCGAUCCACACAACCGUAUACUUCCCAUCGUCAAGAUCCAGCAGCGUCUAGAAGCCGAUCUAAAAGCCAAACACAACCGGAACUCGCAGAGGGCAUGUGGGAAUUGAGCAGCUCAUUGGAUAACUACAGGCACUGUUGAAUUUACUUCCACGUGACACGGAAGCACCAUUUGCCUUUUUCAGAAAAAAAUAUUUAAAGCUCUUUUCAGUGGAAUGUAUUCAACCGUCUAAGAUGAUUGCGUUUCAUAAGAUCAGCGGGAGAAUAAAAGAGACAACCAGUGCCACGCAACGCUGAUCUGUGCCACCUUAGUAAAGUCUAGCUCAUUGGAGUUAAGUAACCUUCAUUUAAUUCCACCAAUUAUUUCGAUAUCUUAGCAAAUACGUAUUUCGACCACAACUGUGUGGUCGUCUUCAGUGUCUCGUACUUGACUCGACUUACGAUAAUUGUUGGAAUUAAAUAGAGGCUACUUAACUCGUCUUAGACGGUUGACCAUUUGCCUACCAGCUUUCUUUUCGCAAAAAUAUGUUGCUUCAUCCGUCGGAUGACUCGCUGCCGCUAUCUAUGCAAUAAAGUACAGGAUCAGCAAAGGUCACUCCAAAAACCUCACAAAUUAUGCAAGCAAACAUUUAAUCAAUAAAUUAUCUGUCGUCCAUUAUAUUUGUAGUUUCGAUUGAAAAAAUCAAAUAUUCCAAAAAAAAAACAGUAUAUGAACACGAAAAUCCAGCGAUUAGAAUCAUUUUCCUUACACAUAUACUCCAUAAGCUGAAUUUUUCAAAAGUAUGGGUCAUUUUUAUGGAUUCUAUUUUGUUAACCCAUGUAUUUGAUAAAAAUUCAUACUGGCGACAAUUCAUUAAUAUCACACAUACUUAUCAUGAGUACAACCCCAUUGCAAAAAUCCAUGUGGGUUGGCACAUGAAUUGAAUGGCCUUUUUUGCUUGAGUGCAGUAUUCGUGGAGGUAGAAGAAACGCCGGAAGAAUCGCCUAAACGAAAACAAAAGAAAACAGACACUGAGAGUAGUAAAUCCAAGAGAUUAAAAAUGGAUGGACGCAAAGAAGUAGUAAACACAACCGUCGUUUGCACUACAACUGAAUCCAGUGGAAACACGUUACACCUAUCGAUAGAAAACGUAGUCGGAGCAGAACCAGAACAACCAAGUGAACCUGACGUGAGCGAAAUUGAAGUGGCUCCGUUGGAACACACGGAUUUCGAGGCAUUGUAUGAUGAAGUGUACGAAGUGGAACUGCCUUCAACUCUUUGGGGAAUCCAUCGGGACGUGGAAAAAACUUUCAUUUGCUUCUCCGAAUUCAGCAAAGACACAAUGAAUGUGCGGAAGUAUUUGUUUAUUGACCGUUACCUGCAGUACCGGAUGGCCGUUGGCCAACGAGUUAUGAAACAUGGAACCCUGCCUACGGGAUCCACUGAAUCCAUCUCCGACCUGCUGACCAAACUCGACGACGUUAGAAUAAGGAAAGUGAUUAUCAAAGGAAGCAGUUCGGUUCUAGGACCUUAACUCUGCAGUAAAUUAACGUAAGUCGUAAACAUUUAUUUAAUAACUAACUUUAAUGUUUUAUCUCUUAA
Armigeres subalbatus is the source of this 1860-nucleotide messenger RNA. RefSeq lists its product as uncharacterized. Bases 1319 to 1792 code for a protein of 157 amino acids. Lineage: Eukaryota; Metazoa; Arthropoda; Insecta; Diptera; Culicidae. The transcript has 2 exons. The record is from RefSeq and is a predicted model, not a curated record.